Folsomia candida is the source of this 6756-nucleotide messenger RNA. Its product is annotated as transcription factor LBX1-like. The coding region runs from base 1930 to 3135 and encodes 401 amino acids. Gene Ontology annotation, molecular function: DNA-binding transcription factor activity, RNA polymerase II-specific; DNA binding. Gene Ontology annotation, biological process: regulation of DNA-templated transcription. The record is from RefSeq and is a predicted model, not a curated record. The transcript is spliced from 4 exons. Lineage: Eukaryota; Metazoa; Arthropoda; Collembola; Entomobryomorpha; Isotomidae.
UACACGAAAGAGCAGCUUGUUGAAAACCAACGCCGAGAAAAACCAAAGCUGUAGCCUCAAGGUUCACAUAUUGAAGAUAUACACUCUUUUUUUUAGUGGGAGGCCUUGCCAAGGACCUCCCCGUCAUCCUUCGUUUUCUUCGUCGUCGCGGAGUGUGUUGCGUUAUUACCUCAUUUUCAGUCCCGCAGAGAGAACAAUAAUAUCGCGAUAAUAAUAAUCACACCUCACUGACAUCUUGUCAGUUGCUGUCCUGCCACUGGCGUUGUUGGACGUUGUUGUUGUCUCCUCUUCAUGCUCAUCAAUUUGCCACCUUGUUACCCUAUCGACUCUGUUUACCUAUAUACGACGAGUGUAUAGCACUCAAAGGCUCAUUCAGUCAUCAGCAGCAUCACCGACUUCAUACCGUUCCUUCUGGCGCGUAUGCAUGUCGUCCUCGUGUGGGUGCGUUUCCAUCUCAUGUCACAAAAGCAAAAGUCAUUUCCCGGAUUUGCCACAGAUACAAUAAAUCAGUGCAAAAAAACAACGAGUUACCUCCUUCAAUGAAUCGCUUCGAGUUUGUGGGUCCAUUUGCAAUUUGGUUCAUCGGUGGUGUUAAUGGUGACGAGAAUAUUAUUACACAGGAUUUUCUGUCGUGUCACUCACCUGUUUAAUCAACUCAUCUCGUCGUCCCCACUCUACACAAGACAAUAGCUUGUUGUCACUCUGUGAAAAAUAGACGACAAAAAAAAUUACGUUUUAUCGAGAAAACAUUAGUGCACGGUUCAAGCUCUCGAUACAUAUUUUGACACUUGGGUGAAACUCGCUCGAUUUGAUUUUUUGGUGUGUUCUUUUUUGUUCCAAGUCAUCAAGAACAAGUUCCUGUGGUGUUGAUGAGACUGGAUGAUUUCAAUUCAUAGAGUGACACGGACAAUUGUAUUAACUCAACCUCAACGCAAAUUUAGUGAAGCGUUACUAUUCUACUCACUCACAUUUGGGCAGAUCACGCCUCGUGUAAUUACACAAGAGACAAAAAUAACCCUACCAAUAAAAAAAUAUUAUACGGAUGAGAAAAACCAUCAAGUGCUUGAAAUUGGAAAAUAAAAGGGAUGAAUGACUAUGAUAGGUGGCAAAACACACAUACAUAUUUAGAAGAAGUGACCGGUUAAUGACUGUAAUGUAUUUUGGUUGAUACUCCAAAAUCUAAUCCACCCUUCUUAAAAAAGUGUUUAUUAUGUAUUUGGUGACGAUAAUGAUUACGUCACUUUUGAGCAGAAAUAAAGUGAAGAAGUAGUGACUGAAAAUUAAAUACAUUUCGCCGACUACGCCUACAAGACCCUGAACAAGUCGUGGUUUAGUCGAGUAAAUUAAUUUAUAAAGUCUCAAGCGGAGAAAUUAAUUUACAACUGAAAUCCGACAAACUGAAAAGCAUUAUUAAAUAUUGAGCCGUGUUUCUCUCCCGUGACAGGACAGACUUAUACUUGUCAUAAUCAUAAUGUCAUCAGUCAGUCACCACAGCCACAAAUAACGACCACUGCGUCGUAAAAACUGAGGAAAGCGGACUAAACAAUUAUCGAAUAAUUUCCUCCAUCCAUUUUCCCCAGUUGCCACCUCCUCAUUAAAUAUUAAGCCCCUGCGACAUAGCCCUUUUCCCAUCCAUCCCAAAUAUCGAAUGUCUGAUUACGAAUUAAAUAAUAGUGCGAAAAACGAAGGGGAGCUUUCUCUCGGGGAAUCGCAGUGUCAUCACAUAAUAAUCAUAAUCGGCGUUCUCUCCCAUUCCACAGUCCACCUCCAUGUUAAGGAUUUCAUGUUAUCGUCGUCCUUACUAUUGUGCCGGGUAGUAGAGGAGGAAGACUUGUGUGCGAAAAACUAUAAUUUCCUGCACUCCAAAUGAGUAAGGAAUUGUGCAUUUUAUGAAUUUCGCCAAGGAAAAAAGUGAGUGACUUGUUAUUUAUGCAUCACAAAAUAAGUUUUUGCUACACCAACGUGGAGAACGAUUCCGCCCUGGCAGUCACACUGAUUCACGGUGACAAAGUCCCAGAAGAACCAAUGUGUGAGGCAAAAAUGGACCCUGAGACUGCCGCUGGGAGUGAUCGAAUCGAUGCCAAAUCCCCCAUUUCGUCCACUACUAUAGCGAAUGAUGGUGGUGGUGGAGAGGGAAAGGUCACCACCACGAUGACCACGACGUCCCCAGUGGUGGUGAUGAAAGGACCCCUCACCCCUUUCAGCCAGGACGAUGAAAUGUCUUCCGAUGACCUCAUCAGUGUCGGAGGCAGCCCUUCCCCCUCCGUCACAACGUCCCCAGACACCUUCUCCAGAACCCAUCCGGACGAUGGGUGCGAAGAGGAAUACUUCAAACCUCUCAAGAAAUUGAGAAUGCUAAAGGUGGAGCCACCAAGUCAGGGCAACAUUCCUGGAGUAAAAUCCUUCUCGAUAACGGAUAUUCUAAGUCACAAACCCGCCACGCCCCCCGCCCUCAGUAAAAGUAGUAGCCAUCAGAGUGGGAAAGAGACUUCUGGUGGACGCCACAACAAGCAAGAGGUAGUCAUCCAGCAGAGAAUAGUGCGCCCAUGGGACCCCCAAAGUAAAUCGAACGGACGUCGCAACUCGUCAGAUUCAUCACCAUUAGACGCUCUCUUCCAAAUGACAUCCAAAACCUUCGAAGGUCUCAACGGGCAUCACGAAAACUCAGAUCACGGAAGAGGGGGAGCCGAUCACCAAAUGUUCUCUGGCCGACAACCUCCCAAAAAGAAGAGAAAAUCUAGAACGGCUUUCACUAAUCAUCAAAUUUUUGAAUUAGAGAAGCGUUUCCUGUACCAAAAAUACCUGUCUCCCGCAGACCGGGACGACAUAGCGCAGCAACUAGGACUUACAAAUGCACAGGUGAUAACAUGGUUUCAAAACCGCCGUGCAAAACUCAAGCGGGACAUGGAGGAGUUGAAAAAGGACGUCGAGUCGGCAAAACUCCUCUCAGCGCACAAGUCAUUUCUCGAAAGCGCUCAUGACCUCGGACUUUUAAAGAAGCGUCCUCAAAGUCAGAUGGACAUGAAUGCCGCGACGGCUGCCUCGUACCAUAUCGCAGCCUCUCCAGCGUCCUCCUCGCAGUCCUCCCAUUCGCCCAUCAACCUCACUUCAGAGUCCCCUCCCUCGACCCACUAAGUCCACCCAUCCAUCCAGCCACCACCACCACCUCAACAACCACCGCCACGAUACGCAUACACACUGAUCUCUGUCGUCGGCGUCGUCAUUGUCAUCAUCUCGUCGUCGCUCGACCCGUCAUCACUCGACAGCAGCAACAAGAACAACAAUAUUACGUAACAACGUAGUCGUCGUCUUCAUCAUGAUCAACAACUAAAAAUAUGUAACGCCCGUCAUUUCCAUAUUUCCAGACAAUUUUUGCAAGUUUAGAAAAUCCUGUUUCAAAAACCCACAAACUUGGCCACAAUUCGUGUAUGCAUUUCAUUUCAUCCUUUCCUUCGGGAUAAUCAUGUCUCGUUUCUCCCUCCUCGUCUAUUUAUUUAUUUAUUAAGUAAGUAACUGGUCUCUUUGUACCACAACUCCUGGGAAAAGGAGAAGGCGGAACGGAACGUAACGUGAAAUGGAACCGGUUGACGUGUCAUUUCUUAUUAUUCUACUCUUUCCAUACUACAAAAUGACAGCGUCACAAGUACAAGCAAACUUCUCAUUCGUAGAAGUGAGCAUCAUGCAAUCAGAGGUUUUAAACUUGGAUCGGAGAGGGUGAUAAGGGAAACUAGUUGACACACAGUACACACAAACGUUACCAGUUCGGUUUUAGAACGGUCUGCUGUUACUCGUGUACCCCAAAUAUUGCGUUUCCUUCCAUAAUAACUUAGUUCUGUCCAAGCAAUUGCAUUACUUCCGCUCCCCCUUUAUCACAAACAUACACACAAAAACAUACUUACCACCACCCUACAUAUGCCGACCCAAUUGGCCAACUUAUUAUUCCUAUUGACGUGCUAAACUCCGGAAAGAAUUUUAAAUGAUGAGGAUAAUUACGUAUUCAUUCAUAAGUUCAUGCUCUCCUUCCAUCUGAUAUCUUAAUUCGAGCAGUUUUUUUAUUUAUUUCAAAUUUUUUAAACACUUUGUUUUAAGUAACGCGAUGACGGACGAAUUAUAUGUCACGAACACUUUAUUUACUUACCUGAAAUGCAAUCACGAGUCAAUUUUAACCAUAUACAUAAUACAUAUUUCGGGGCGAUAAGACAAUGCGUUAGUGCAAACAAAUCAUGCAUUUUUUAGUACUAUGAAAACUUCAAUGUAUAAAAAAUUCACCACGCGUUAGUCACUCAGCUUGUGUGUAAGAAAGCCACAAAAUUUUAUACUAUUCUUCUGACUCAUAAAUAAUCAGAGGCGCCAUGAAAUGAAUGCAUAUAUUAAUUGAUCCACUACUUAGUUAUCGAGCAGUGUAUCGCAUUACAAACAAAUAUUUAUGAUAGCUCAGAUCACUGCCAGCAAUUAACAGUAUCACGGGACGACGACAGACCCUCCUCCUCCUCCUCCGUCUCAUUAAGACUUGUUAUUAUUGUUCUAAUAAAGCCCACCACGAAAGCUUGAAACAAAAAAAAUGGAUAUUUAGCCCUCGUCGUCGUCGUCGUCGGGGUGUGUGCAAACAUUCCAAAACUUUCCACCAUACCAUGAACUUUAUUAAUUAGCCGUGCACAUAUACCUACGACGCGUAUAUGCUUAUGCGGGGGUGGGUGGGUGUAAGUGUUGAUAGGUAGUAGAAAAGACACGUCGUCGUAGAUAGAAUUUCAUUUGGGGCGAGUCAAUAUUCCGUAUGUGUAGUUAGUCAAGAGGAGAUAUUAAAUUAUGGAAUGAAUCUCGAUGUGUGGAGUCGUGUCGAUGGGAUUGCCUCAAUAAUCAGUAUUACAUUGUUGUUGUAUACUUUUGUACCAAAUACAAUUACCUCAUCUCUCUCUUCUCCAUCCAAUAAUCCAAUCCGUUAACUAUGUGACCGACCACUAUGCACGUUGGGUAGGUACGUACCAUGCUUCAUCAUCAUUAUCACUUCUUUUUUUAGUCAUGCGAACGAACGGCACGGCGUGAAAUAAAUCACCUACUUUCUAAAUUCGUAAUGUGGUGACAAGGCGUUUCAUUAUUAAAAUCAAUCCAUUCUCUAAAUGAAUAAUAAUAAUAAUCGACCCGAUCUUAUGUUAUUCUUGGUAGAUAAAUAGUGACACUGUUUUACAUGGGAGAAAACGUGGGCAGAAUUAUUAUUAGAAUUUUUCAAUUAAAUUACCUCCACUAAUGUAAAUGUAGUCAUCAUAAAUGAAACCAACGCCCAUUUAUUUUUGCGUCGUUACAUCAUCGCCGUUGUUAAAUUAUUAGCUAUCCAUCAAUCCAUCCAUCGUUAAAUACAUUUCUUACGAUAUAAAUUUAUUACUCAUUUUACUAAAAAAAUAUCUCAAAAGUUGCCACUUUUUACGAGAACCUUGGCAAAUCCAUCAGGUUAUACUUUCCAUUUCACUCAUUCGUCCUUCUUCUUAAUUCUUACAAGAUAAUGAUUUUAUUCGGGAAAUUAUUUUUUUUCCUCUUUGCCGACUCAUCAUUAUCCCAUUAUUAUUAUGAUCUUGUUGUUUGUGUAGUCAUUAAUAAUGAUAAAUUAUUAAGUCAGCCAGUCGCACUGUCACCGAUAAUAUGUUGCCUGCCUCUCCAUAUCCAACGACUACUACAACCACUGUAUGUAUCUGUAUGUACAUACUUCUGCAUGGUCUGUGAGGUUGGGAUGAUGAUGAUAAUAAUAAUAAUACAGAAGAAUUGCGGUUUAUUGUUCAUUCCAAACCAUACCACAAAAAGUUGCAUUAUUAUUAUUAAUAAAUUUGAACACUAAAAAUGUCUCUGGUAGCUUCCUCACUCUUCUUACGUUGGAUGUACUUCACUUGUUGCGGAACAAAUUAUGGAUGGAAGACGAUUUAGCAUUAUUAUUAUUGUGUAUACACGUCUUGUAUACCUGGGAAAAUAAUGCCGUCGUUUUGUUAAGCUGAACAAUAGCUCGGGUUGCAUAUUGUUGUCUGUUGUCGCAUCACAUCACAAACCAAAGGAAUACUAUUUAUACAUGCAUGCAUACAUACACACAUAGAAUAUUUAGAAGGAAAAAUGUUUUCGACUCGACUCGAUGGUUUUUUUUAUAGUUUUCGUUUAAAAAGAUGUAGAAAAGUCGUUGUUCGUGUCGUGUGUAUUUAUUACUAAGAAAAAGAAACAGAUUUACUUUUUACCCAUUUUACUGGAAACGAAGGGAGAAGUAGAAUUAUUAAUUUAUGUAAACUAUUACCGAUAAGUCGUCCCUAUUAAGACAUAAUUUUUAGUAACCUAGUACAUAGUGUAGUCUAUUUAGCUUUAUGUCAUACAUAUUUAGAUGUAAUGUAACUUGAUACGUAUUUUAGUCCUUAGGAUUAGUGCGACGACGGCAAAUGUCUCAUCAUCAUCACCAACGUCGUUGUUUUCUCGUUAUUGUAGCCACAAAAUAAUGCUAAGUUUGAUGUUAAGUGUGCUCCUACUGAUUGAGUAUGUAAUGUGAGUGAACAAACUACUAUGUAUGCUACGUUACGCCAAGUAGAUACAUAAUCUAACUGCAUAAGAAUAUGUAUGUAGCUAAGUAUACCCAAUUUACGAAACGUAUUACAUGUAUAACAAGUAAAAAAUGAAUGGUACAAGUUAAGUAAGUCCAUAAAAGUAAGCAAGCUUGGCUUUAAAGAGUCAAUCUGAUGAUGAUAUGAUUAAAUUGAAAUAAAAGUCUCAUGAUGAUCGUUACGAUGAAAA